This is a messenger RNA of Suillus subalutaceus, 908 nucleotides long. Its product is annotated as kinase-like domain-containing protein. The transcript is spliced from 7 exons. Gene Ontology annotation, biological process: protein phosphorylation; intracellular signal transduction. Lineage: Eukaryota; Fungi; Basidiomycota; Agaricomycetes; Boletales; Suillaceae. The record is from RefSeq and is a predicted model, not a curated record. The coding region runs from base 57 to 908 and encodes 283 amino acids. Gene Ontology annotation, cellular component: nucleus; cytoplasm. Gene Ontology annotation, molecular function: protein serine/threonine kinase activity; ATP binding.
CACCGACCCAGUGGCCGCAAGGUUGCCAUCAGAAGAUCGCACCCUUCAAUCAUUCCAUGUUCUGCUUGCGGACACUGCGAGAACUAAAACUCCUCAAAUUCCUCAGUGAAGCAGGCGUAAGCGAGAAUAUCAUCUCAAUUUUGGACAUCAUCAAGCCUCCCUCUCUAGACGCUUUCAAAGAAGUCUAUCUGAUCCAGGAGCUGAUGGAAACAGAUAUGUACCGUGUUAUCCGAACGCAAGACCUCUCAGAUGACCACGCUCAAUAUUUCAUUUAUCAGGCCCUGCGCACACUCGAGACUCUACAUUCUGCUGAUGUCAUCCACCGUGAUCUCAAACCCUCAAAUCUCCUUCUAAACGCAAACUGUGAUCUCAAGGUCUGCAACUUUGAGCUGGCACGAUCCGUAAAGAAAGAUCGCCGAACCAUCAGGGACGGAAACCGGGUUUAUGACCGAAUAUGUCGCUACACUAAAGUUUUCCGGGAAAGCAUCUCGGCCAAAAUGCACCCCACAGACCAGACGUCAAUAGCUUUAGUAUAUUGCUUGAACGUCAACAUGAUCUCAGGGGCUCGGUACCACAAUCUUGGAUGUUCUCGGUACACCGACGCUGGACGAGUUUUACGCCAUUACCACACGCAGAUCGCGAGAUUAUAUCCGAGCUCUUCCUUUCCCCAAACACCGGCCAUUUGCGCAAAUCUUCCCCAAGCCAAUCCUUUGGCUGUAGACUUCCUGGCGAAGACUCUCACAUUUGAUCCCAAGAAACGCAUAACAGUUGAAGAGGUCUUGGCUCACCCAUAUCUUGAAGCAUAUCACGAUCCCGAUGACGAACCAGUUGCACCACCGCUCGACCCAGAGUUCUUCGAAUUCGACCUGAUCGUAUUCGGCGGUACACAAGGACGAUAUCAGCCGUGA